UCACAAGUGUCCAAUUUAGCAUUCCAUUUAUUGUGAAAGCAUCUCCACGAAAUCAGAAGACACAAAACGUGUGGAGGGAGAGAGAGAGAUGGCCGGGACGGUGGAAACCGAUCCGAAACUUCAGCAAGACGGCGGAGCCGCCGCCGCCGCAACUUCAGAUGGUGGUGGGGGAGAUCCUUCGCAGAAGGCGGAGCUGGACGCCGGAGCACUUUUUGUUCUCAAAUCCAAAGGGUCGUGGGUGCAUUGCGGGUAUCACUUGACGACGUCGAUUGUGGCGCCGCCGCUGCUGAGCCUGCCGUUCGCGUUCACGCUGCUGGGCUGGGCCGGCGGGAUCAUGAGCUUGGUGGUGGCGGCGGCCGUCACUUUCUACUCCUACAAUUUGCUCUCCUUGGUUCUUGAGCACCACGCCGCAAUGGGCCGGCGCCAGCUCCGGUUCAGAGACAUGGCCAAUCAAAUCCUCGGUCCAAGAUGGGCCCGUUACUACGUCGGCCCAAUCCAGUUCAUGGUCUGCUACGGCGCCGUCGUCGCCGGCACUCUCAUCGGCGGCCAAUGCAUGAAGGCAAUUUACGUGUUGUCAAACCCACAGGGCACUCUAAAGCUCUACGUCUUCGUAACAAUCUUCGGCUGCUUCAUGCUGAUACUCGCACAAAUACCGUCGUUCCACUCCCUCCGCCACAUCAACUUGGCAUCUUUGCUCCUCUGCCUCGCCUACAGCGCCUGCGCCGCCGCCGCCGCCGUCCACAUCGGAAUCUCCUCGUCGAAGCCGAAGGAAUAUUCCCUCCCGGGGGACAGCACCGAGGGCAGGCUGUUCGGCAUGUUCAACGCCAUCGCCAUCAUCGCCACCGCGUACGGCAACGGUAUGAUCCCGGAGAUUCAGGCGACGGUGGCGGCGCCUGUGAAGGGGAAGAUGUUGAAGGGGCUGUGCGUAUGCUACGCGGUCAUCUUGGCGACGUUUUUCAGCGUGGGUAUUUCGGGGUACUGGGCUUUUGGUGACCUGGCCCAAGGGCUCGUGCUGAGCAACUUCGUGGAUAACGGGAGGCCCAUCGUGCCUAGAUGGUUCGUUUUGAUGACCAACGGUUUCACCAUGCUUCAGAUCUCCGCCGUGGCCGUGGUAUACUUGCAGCCGACCAACGAGGUGCUGGAAGGAACCUUCGGCGACCCAAAGAGCAAACAAUUCUCGGCGCGGAACGUCGUCCCGAGGGUGCUGUCGAGGUCGUUGUCGGUCGUCGUUGCUACCGUCAUAGCUGCGAUGCUGCCCUUUUUCGGAGACAUCAACGCGAUCAUCGGAGCUUUCGGUUUCAUCCCUCUGGACUUCAUCCUGCCCGUUGUUUUCUACAACAUGACGUUCAAGCCGUCCAAAAGGAGCCUUGUUUUCUGGCUCAACUCUAGCAUUGCCGUGGUUUUCUCGGCGAUCGGAGCUGUUGCGGCUGUUGCCGCCGUCAGGCAGAUGAGCCUCGACGCCAAGACUUAUCGGCUGUUUGCUAAUGUGUGACGAGUUUGACGACGAAUUUGACCUAUAGAGGCAUAUCAUAACAAUGUAUUAUUAUAGGGCGUAGUUCUCCAUUUCUACCCGAAACACGAAACAUAUCACAUAAAAGUGUUAUGUAUAUGGUAAAAACGGGUAUACUCUAGAAAUAUAGUAUAAUUCAAGUGAUCUGGAUGGAUGUUAAAUGUACUUUAAUGAACGGCAAAUGAAUCUGAACUAGCA
Messenger RNA from Linum tenue, 1708 nucleotides. NCBI's taxonomy places the organism in Eukaryota, Viridiplantae, Streptophyta, Magnoliopsida, Malpighiales, Linaceae. The record is from the annotation of a GenBank genome assembly.